Molecule: messenger RNA, 3908 nt
Organism: Zootermopsis nevadensis
Lineage: Eukaryota; Metazoa; Arthropoda; Insecta; Blattodea; Termopsidae
Product: glycosyltransferase 25 family member
Molecular function (GO): procollagen galactosyltransferase activity
Source: RefSeq, a predicted model, not a curated record
CCAAAAUAAUUCAGUCCACUCUUCCUUGCCAUUUCCCACAAAUUUAUUUUGAUAUUCUUCCAUCUAUGUUUGCGUCUUCCGAGUGGAGUGCGCCCUUCAGGUCUUCAAACCAAAAUUUUAUACGUAUUUCUUAUCGUCUAAAACACCGAAGGCAUCAUUUCCUGAGACUGGCUACAGAGCGCUCUGUUUACGAAAAAUGAUAACAAUAUUGGUACUAAGCAAUAAUCUUUGACCAUUUAAGAUAAAAUUAUGAAUAAAAGAAUUUGUAUACUUAUAUAACAAGGCUUAAUAAUAUUAAAUGUGACCACGCAGCAAGUAUGAAAAUCGCGCAUAAAGCAAUGGCGGAUAGGUGGCUCAUGAAGUGUAAAAAAUGGACGAAAGAGGGUACUUGGGAAUGCCUGGAAACACGUGUAGUUGAUUAUAUACCACCUGGUCUGACAGAAUGUAAACAUCAUGGCGGCAAAGAAGUGUGUGAAUGGAGCAGUUAUUUGUAUUUUGAUGAAAUGGAUAUAUAUUGUGUUAUUUAUGUUAAUUUGCAAGAUAACAAAUGGCGAUACUUACCAUACAGUUAACAAGGACUCGUCCGUUGUCAUUGCGUUUCUUGUAAGAAAUAAAGCACACACACUACCAUAUUUUUUGACGUUACUUGAGAGGUUAGACUAUCCGAAAGACCGAAUUUCUUUAUGGGUUCGUAGUGAUCACAAUGAAGAUAGAACUCUGGAAAUCUUGAAGAUAUGGCUCUCAUCUGUUGAGGGUCAGUAUCAUUCUAUAAAUGCAGAGCUUCUGUCUUCACCUCCGGUACGAUUAUCUGAAGAAAAGGGCCCAGCCCAUUGGCCUUCUUCACGUUUCACACAUGUUAUUCAGUUGCGUGAGGAAGCAUUGGCUGGUGCCAGACAAAUGUGGGCUGACUAUAUAUGGUUUCUUGACUGUGAUGUCUUCUUAACAAAUCCCCAAAUUUUAAAGUUGCUCACUUCAAAAGGCCAUACUGUGGUGGCACCAAUGCUUAAGUCUGAUGGAAUGUAUUCUAACUUCUGGUGUGGGAUGACAGAAGAAUAUUACUACCUUCGAACUGAGGAUUACAAGCCCACCUUGCAACGCGAACGUGUCGGUUGUUUCCAUGUUCCGAUGGUUCACUCCUCAGUACUCGUCGAUCUUCGCCGAGCUUCCUCCGACGGCCUUACCUUUGUUUCUAGUAAAGUGCCUGAUUAUAAGGGACCACACGACGACAUUAUCACAUUUGCCCUUGCGGCUAAUAAGUCUGGUGUACCGCUGUAUAUUUGUAAUGAUAAUAUUUAUGGGUUUGUGAUGGUCCCAUUAGAACAAAAUGAUUCAUUACAACUUGACUUCAUGCAACUAACAAACCUGAAACUGGAAGUUUUGGUUGAAAAUCCGCGUCUGCCCGUGAGUGAACUUUUAGCUCAGUUUGUGACGUAUCCAGAACGAGAUACCAUGGGGUUUGACAACAUCUACAUGAUUAAUCUUCUCCGACGACCGGAAAGGAGAAAGAGAAUGCUGCACUGCUUCAAGGAACUUGGUAUCCAUGCAACUAUUCUGAAUGCAGUUGACGGACUAUUGUUGAACGAGAGUUCCUUGCGAGAAUGGGAUAUCCACAUGCUACCCGAAUACACGGAUCCUUAUCACAAAAGGCCGCUGACAAUGGGCGAAAUCGGGUGCUUUCUUAGCCAUUACAACGUCUGGCGUCAGGUUGUUGAACGCGGCUACAACAGAGUCAUGGUCUUGGAGGACGACAUCCGCUUCGAGCCGUUCUUUCGACAAAAGGUGUCCCACGUGAUGGCGGAGAUGCAGCAGCUGGAACUGGACUGGGACCUAGUAUACUUGGGACGCAAGCGGCUACACGAGUCCGAUGAACCGUGGGUCCCCGGGUCACGAUACUUAGUUCGAGCUGGCUACUCGUACUGGACACUGGGGUACCUGCUCAGCCAAUCCGGAGCCCGGAAGCUGCUCGCUGCUAGACCGCUAGAGAACCUGGUGCCUGUGGACGAGUACCUGCCUAUUCUGUUUGACAAACACCCCCAAGACACCUGGAAGGGCUACUACCCCCAGCGGGACCUAGUGGCUCUGUCCGCCUCGCCCCUUCUCCUCUACCCCACCCACUACACUGGGGAGAAGGGUUACGUCAGCGACACUGAGGACUCCACCGUCAUGAAGUCUGCUCGCCCGUCGUCCACAAAGGAAGAUCUGUAACCUCUGGCUUGUUUUAUCAUUGCCCUGAUUGUUUCAGCACUUCAAGGCUGGAUUUGGAAGUUAAUUUCGAUCGUCGCUUUGUUCCGUCGUAAAACAGCACAGAUUGUGAACUAGAAUGGCGUAUGUCGGUCGAUGGGGGUAAUCUUUUGAGUCAAGUAAUCAUUUGCCAUUAAUCGGUUAAAGGAGGUGAAACUUGUAGGAAUUCUUCUGCAAGAUUCACUUCUUUUGAUAAGUGACCAGCCAGGGUUAGCGUAACGUAGCGUAGUGUAACUCUACUUUACGAGAAUUCAAACGUCUCCAGGCAUUUAUAAAGCCCGCCUAUCGCGAAAAUUCUUAUUUCUUGUUCCCUAAACUCUGGAACUGUUUUAUGAAAUCUUCCACUGGUUUAGAUAUAAACCCUUGUUGAGGUUAAAUUUUGGUUUAAGAACUCUUUAGCCCAGUGAUUUUCAAGAAGUAACUUCGUGUUAUUGAGGAUUCUACUUCAGGGAAGUGUGUGCUUUAGUCAGAAAUUGAACAACAUCCACCCUGAAGUGCCCUGGUUUCUGAGCGCCUUGUAGUUCACUUGUUUUUGUUGUUGUCACGUAAACAUAAUGCAUUUUCGUUGCUUGCAUUCAACACGUUGCCUGAUAUUGCAUUUCUGUUCCCCUGCCGGAUUGUCUCCACAGAAUUGUCUCAUUAUUCGCUCAGCGCGUACUUCCUUCACGGUCAAAGGUUAAAGUGAAGACGAGACAGUGUAAGCACGUGUCAGCUUGUCUCCAGCGUGGCUUUGUUUCUCUUCGGUUCCAGUAACAACGUCCGUUCUUUUUAUGUCAGUAUUUCGGAACAUAUUUUGGGCCCCUGUAUUUACGUCAUGCGGGUGUCUUAAGAGUACCCAAGUCACUUGUGGUAUCCAGGGUUCUCACGAGGUGAUCACAGUCUUCGAUAAUCCUUAUUUUAAAGUUGUCUUUCUACCAAUUCAUCAGAAAUUUAUUAUCAAAAUGUGGCACGCUCAAAACCACACAUCAGGGGUCUCCAAAUUCCCGUCAUAUGACGUUUCAGCCCGUGGACCACGGACUUAAGAUGCCGGUUUUUAAAAUGCAAUUUCCCGAGCGUGUCUUGAUUUACGUGACUCGUAGAAACUUUGUGUAGUUUACGUCAGUGGUAUUCAACCUUUUUUUGUUCGCGUACCCCCAGAUAUAAUUUCUCUUCAACUUUGUACCCCCAAAGUUGUUGGUGUAUAAUUUAAGUUAUACAUAGUAUAUAAUCUACAUCUAAAAUAAAUUAAAUAAAUUACAUUACUGAUUAUUCAGUGUUUAUCAUAAAAUAAUAUAUAUUUUUUAAAUUUCACGUACCCCCGGGGGUACGCGUACCCCAGGUUGAAUACCACUGGUUUACGUGACAUUUGCCACAAACUAACUGCAAGCCUUGACUAAUGUUAACUAAUACGAGUUUUUGAUUUCCAAGUGGACUGAUGUUUUGAAUUCCACGCGAUGUUCAGUGUUGCCAGAAGACUUUUUCUUUUGAGCGUGGAGCAAAUGCAUUUUUAUUAUUAUCAUGAAUUGAAUUGAAUUAUUUCUGGACUCUGUAUAUGUUUUGUCCAGAGCCAUGUUAUAUCAGUACUCAAUAACAUAAAAUGUUUAUGUGCCAUAAGUUACGUAAUGUUAAUUGUUGAUAAAGAAUGAUUUAUAGUAUAAUAAUAAAUUGACUAUGUCUCUUUUUCUUAA